Molecule: messenger RNA, 693 nt
Organism: Marasmius oreades (fairy-ring Marasmius)
Lineage: Eukaryota; Fungi; Basidiomycota; Agaricomycetes; Agaricales; Marasmiaceae
Exons: 6
Coding region: 1-693 (230 amino acids)
Source: RefSeq, a predicted model, not a curated record
AUGCAAUCCCGACAAAUCAGAACUUCUCCGGACUCUCCAUUCGUACUCGCUCGUCACGCCGUCGACGGCGUUCCGAAAUACAUACUUCCAACGGAUCCCAACCACGGACAGCGUUGCAUAGAACCUCACCGCUUGAUGCGCACUCCAGGAGACACGGCCAAACGCUACGUCCCCAAACCCUCGGGUAUAAACGCCCCGAACGCAGCAAUUCGUGAUCGGCCGAUGGCAAUCAACCCUCAAACGAUGGAAUUGUCAAAGGACUUUAUCAAAAAAUUCUGCGACACUUGCGCAGACCUUCGAUCCCAGGAUGCUUUCUGCUGGGAAGACGCCGUACACGCUCACGCCUUGCGAGGGGGUGUCCCUUUCGACUACGUAUACCCCAAAACUGUCGAAGCCAUCGAGCACCACCUUAAUGGAAUUCACGGUCCUCAAUUCGCAGCAAGCCUCGGAUUGGACCUCGAUACCGCCAAACGGAUUUCAACUAUGAAUAUUAUUCGGCUUCGUAACAAACAGUUGUGGUCUAUGAAUGGUCAUCAGAAAGGUGGAUACCUUCCUAUGGGAAACGCGUUCUUCGCUUCGCGUGUGAUGGUGGAUAGCUUUGGCUGUUGCGGAGCAGAGCCUCCUAUGUUGGUUGUUCAGCAAACAUCAGAUCCCUCGAACCGUCUCUUGUUGGUUGAUGGUGAUAGACGUUGA